Phytomonas sp. EM1 is the source of this 3641-nucleotide messenger RNA. The record is from the annotation of a GenBank genome assembly. NCBI's taxonomy places the organism in Eukaryota, Euglenozoa, Kinetoplastea, Trypanosomatida, Trypanosomatidae.
GUUCCUCUUUCAUUAUGAUUUUUAUUCUCGUCUUCUUACAUGUACACAGAGAACAUGUUUGCUAACAACAACAACAACAACAAAACCAUGAAUAUGAAUUGACGAAUUGCAAAUGGAAGGGAUUCGUUGCUAAUUUUCCCAUGAUAUCGCUUUUUUUUGAUUUGAUUCCUGUACCUAUCAUUCUUAUGUUUGAGGUUGUCGUACCUAUUACAUAGGAUUGAGUAGCAUGUCGAGUUCUGGACUAAAUCGUUUGGAUAUAGUUUGGUUGUCAAUACAAGGAGAAAACGAGGGGAAAGGCUCCACGCAGCCUUAUCAGAGAUCCUCACACGCUAAUAUAUACUCGAAGCCUCGCGACGUGUUGCUUGUGGGUAGUACUAGUAUUUUACCACAUAGGAAUACACAUGUGGUCUUUACUUUGUUCUUUCCAGCAUCGUUAAAGCUAGCCUUUUAAGCAAUCAAACACAUCACCUCAGAUAAUGCUCAAUUCCUGGUCUGUAGUAGUGUCUGUCUUUUGAUAAACUUUCUCUCAAGAUGUGUUCAUGCCAAUGAGGUAGAUAUUGAGGCUCUUUUCAAGCUUCUCUACCCUUAAUUUAGUAUUAAUUGUAUUUUAUUUCGCAAGAAGGUUUUUUGUUGCUUCGCAACACCGCAGUGAUAUGCAUAUUAUCUUUUUAUUUAGAAAAAAUAAGGAGAGUCGGAGCAAUCUACAUUUCAAUAUUAUGGAUAAUGAUGGCGAUGAAAUAGAAACAUAAUUAAAUCAGUAAAGCGCCGUCAAACAGCCCUGGCUUUCAAGAAUUAAAGCGUGAAGGGUUCACUAACUGCGCAAGAAAAGCACAAAACAAAUGGUGUAGUUUCAGCUGCGAGGUCACGAUAUAGUAGACUUUGUCGUUUAUGUGUGUUACGUGUGAGACUUUUUUAUCAUUACCGGAGUCAAAACAACUCGAACUGCACCCCUCCCAUUUUCCCUUUCCUUCCGCUUGGAUAUAUAGCUCUGCACAUUCCUGGAGUGACCGGGUUAUCGCCGCCUUUUCACAUGACGACAAACUUCGAUGAGCUUUACAUCCUUGAACCUUUUGGUUACAUGAAAAUUACACAAUCGUAGUCAAAUGAACCCUUUAACUCUGAUGAAGAAUAGGCGUGCAAACUGACGGUCAACUCGCGGGUGGGGGUGGUAAUGACAGCCCGUUUUCCUCCUCUUGGGAUACUUCACUGGGUGUUUCUUUAUUUACGUAUGUAGACGUUCUGAUUGCUCUUUGUUUGAUGAGUGGUUAGUGACAAUAUGGAUUCGCGGUGGUUUGAGUUAUUGGUAUGUGCAGGGUGUGUGGUGCGUGCGAAGCCUUUAGAUCAUUUAAUUGUGUGGGUACUUUAUUUUCUUUUGACCUAUCCUUCUGUUGAGUAAACACAAAAAGCACCGGUAUAAGUUUGAAUGCUGUCGGUUGAUUAGUUUUCUUAUCUGUUCAUGUAUUGUCUUUAAUGUUGUGCAUUUUUUUCUUUUUUUCAAUCAUACACUCUUCACCUUCCUAUUUUCUCUUUUUUAUUAUUCAAUAAAUAAAUAGUAUUAUUUUUCUGCUGUUACUUCAAGCUUAAUUUCAAAAGAACACAGGUUUGUACUAGUUGUAAUCACAAUAGGGAAGAUAGCAAAAGUGAAGGAGAUUUAGUGAACUAUUUGCACUCAAGCAUUUAUUCGUAUUAUUGUUACAACCCUUCUAAGUACUAAAACCAAUUCUGCAACACUGCAAGUGUUUCUCUCUACCUAAAUUGUUGUUUCACCACAAGCAACAUUUUUAAUCUAAAAGUGCAACUCCACCUCCCGGAGGAAGCAAGGCAAUCAUAAAAAAAUAAAGGAAAAUCACGCUAGCCAGACUUAGUCCACCCUACGAACACCCCUUUGACAUACUAAAGGUAGGAGUCAAACGUUUAUACACACACCCACACAAAUCAAGAGCGCGAGCGCGAGAAAAGAGGUUGAUUGAUAUCCCCGAUCCCGAAACAUGUUCACCGGUCAAGAAAGCGGCGAUAAGGAGAAGCGGGGGGCGAAGCAGUCGAUCAACUCCCGCGCCGGGGCGGAGCGUCGCCAGCGUCAGCUGAUGACCCUCCGCCACAAGGCGCACGGCGAGGUGUUGAAGCACCUCCGCGCCGACCACGAGGAUGAGGCCCUCGGGAUCCCCGAAGGGGCGGUCGGGGGGACCUCCAACGUCUCCACCGCCCUCGCGGCGGGCGCGGAUCCGAACGAGCUGGUUUGGAUGUUCAACGCGGAGACCAAACCCGCGAUGAUCCCGCUCGAUUUGCUCCCACAGUUCGUGCAGCUCGUCGUGGCGGGGACGACGCCGGAGCAGGUCUUCCACGGCACCUUAAUGAUCCGGAAGAUCCUCUCGGUGGAGCGGGAUCCGCCGUACGAGGCGGUGAUCCGCACGGGGGUGGUGCCGAAGCUCGUCGAGCUGCUCGAUCACAAUCACUUCCCGAAGCUCCAAUUCGAGGCGGCGUGGGCCCUGACCAACAUCGCCGCCGGGACCUCCGAGAACACGAUGAUGCUGAUUCACUGCAACGCGGUCCCGAAGUUCGUGAAUCUGCUGGCCUCGCCCGAUGCGGAUUGCCGGGAUCAAUCGGCGUGGGCGAUUGGGAACCUCGCCGGGGAAGGGGCCGCGUGCCGCGACGUCGCGCUCGCGAACGGGGCGAUGCCGGCGCUGCUUCGCCUCCUCCUGGAUGAGGCGCAGCCGCUGAACGUCCUGCGCAAUGCGACCUGGGCGGCGUCGAAUCUCUGCCGCUGCAAGCCGGUGCCGGAUUUAAAGGAGGUCGUGAUCGCCCUCCCGGCCUUCGCGAGCCUGCUGAACCACCAGGACGAUCAGCUCGUGAUGGACGCGGCGUGGGGGGUGUCGUACAUCUCCGACGGCCAGGCGGAGCGGGUGCAGGCGGUGCUCGAGGCCGGGGUCCUGCCACGGAUCGUCGAGCUGCUCCGGUCGCCCUCCAACAACCUCAAGACCCCGGCGAUCCGCACGAUCGGGAAUAUCGCCGCGGGAACGGAUGAACAGACGCAGAUGAUCAUCAACGCGGGGGCGUUGCCCGCGAUCGCGGAGCUGCUGUCGAACCCGAAGCGGGCGAUCCGGAAGGAAACGUGCUGGACGAUCUCGAACAUCGCCUCGGGGCCGACGCACCAGAUCGAGGCGCUGGUCUCCGCGAACAUCUUCUACCCGCUUUUGAAUUGCCUCCAGGCGAUGGAGUUGGAUGUGCGGAAGGAGGCGGCGUGGUGUGUGGCGAACGUCACCUACUGCGGGUCGGCGGAGCACAUUCGGUAUUUGGUGCAGAUCGGCGUGAUUCCCCCACUUUGUGAGGCCCUCCGCGUGUACGACUCGCAGAUCGUCACGGUUAUCCUGGAGGCGCUGCAGAGCUUCUUGCAGAUGGGCGAGAGCGAUCGAUCCUCCGGCUUCCAUGAGGAGAAUAUGGUGGUGAAACAGAUCAUCGACUGCGGUGGGAUCGACCACCUCGAGGAGUUGCAGAAGCACACAAAUAAGGACGUCUACAACCUCGUUUUCAACAUUUUGGAGAACUUCUUCUCGGUUAUGGAUGACGGGAAUGCGGAUGGGGUACCGAUGUCCGACAUGCAGUUUGACCAGCCCAUCCAAAAUAACACCGAUUUUCAAUUUUAG